AUGAACAACUUUAGUAAUGAAGAGUUUGACUGCCAUUUCUCGGAUGAAGGCUUUACUGCCAAGGACAUUCUGGACCAAAAAAUUAAUGAAGUUUUCUCUCAUGAUAAGGAUGCCUUCUAUGUUGCGGACCUGGGAGACAUUCUAAAGAAACAUCUGAGAUGGUUUAAAGCUCUUCCUCGGGUCACCCCCUUUUAUGUACUCAAAUGCAGUAACAGCAGAACCAUAAUGAACCCUAUGGCAGCAACCCUAGCUGCCAUAGGGACAGGAUUUGACUGUGCCAGCAACACUGAAAUCCAGUUGGCGCAGAGUCUCGGGGUGCCUCCUGAGAGGAUUUUCUAUGCAAAUCCUUAUAAACAAGUGUCUCAGAUUAAAUACGCUGCCAAUAAUGGAGUCCAGACGAUGACUUUUGAUAGUGAAGUUGAGUUGAUGAAAGUUGCCAGGGCACAUUCAAAGGCCAAGUUGGUUUUGCAGAUUGCCACGGAUGAUUCCAAAGCAGUCUAUAGCCUCAGUGUCAAAUUUGGUGCCACACUCAAAACCAGCAGGCUUCUUCUGGAACGGGCGAAAGAUCUAGCUAUUGAUGUCAUUGGUGUCAGCUUCCACGUGGGAAGUGGUUCUACUGAUCCAGGGACCUUCAUGCAGGCCAUCUCUGAUGCCCGCUGUGUCACCAGUGUAAUCAACCCAGCGUUGGACAAGUAUUUUCCAUUAGACUCUGGAGUGAGAAUCAUGGCUGAGCCAGGAAGAUACUAUGUUGCAUCAGCUUUCACUCUAGCAAUUAAUAUCAUUGCCAAAAAACUCAUAUUAAAGGAACAGACAGGCUCUUAUGAUGAAGAUGAGUUGAGUGAACAGACAUUUAUGUAUUAUGUGAAUGAUGGAGUAUAUGGAUCAUUCAACUGCAUCCUCUUCGAUCAUGCACACGUGAAGCCUCUUCUGCAGAAGAGACCCAAACCAGAUAAGAAGUAUUAUUCAUGUAGCAUCUGGAGACCGACCUGUGAUGGCCUGGAUCGCACUGUUGAACACUGUAACUUGCCCAAGAUGCAUGUGGGUGAUUGGAUGUUCUUUGAAAACAUGGGUGCUUACACUGUCGCUGCUGCUUCUACUUUCAGUGGAUUCCAGAGACUGACCAUCUACUAUGUGACGUCAGGGCCAACAUGGCAACUGAUGCAGCAAAUCCAGAACCACGACUUCCCACUCGGAGUAGAGGAGCAGGAUGUUGGCACUCUGCCUGUGUCCUGUGCUUGGGAGAGUGGAAUGAAACAGCACCCAGAAGCCUGUGCUUCAGCUCGUAUUAAUGUGUAGAUACCAUUCUUGUAGCUGUUAACUGUGAGUUUAGCUUGAUUUAAGGGUUUGGGGGGGACCAUUUAACUUAAUU
Molecule: messenger RNA, 1369 nt
Organism: Balaenoptera ricei (Rice's whale)
Lineage: Eukaryota; Metazoa; Chordata; Mammalia; Artiodactyla; Balaenopteridae
Product: ornithine decarboxylase-like
Cellular component (GO): cytoplasm
Molecular function (GO): ornithine decarboxylase activity
Source: RefSeq, a predicted model, not a curated record